Parastagonospora nodorum SN15 is the source of this 2424-nucleotide messenger RNA. RefSeq lists its product as hypothetical. The record is from RefSeq and is a predicted model, not a curated record. Lineage: Eukaryota; Fungi; Ascomycota; Dothideomycetes; Pleosporales; Phaeosphaeriaceae. The transcript has a single exon. Gene Ontology annotation, biological process: carbohydrate metabolic process. The coding region runs from base 1 to 2424 and encodes 807 amino acids. Gene Ontology annotation, molecular function: hydrolase activity, hydrolyzing O-glycosyl compounds.
AUGGCCACCCUCAUCGCGAACGGUGUCCACACAGAAAACGAUCUCUUCUACUCGACAAACUUGCAGAAUAUAGAUGCAGCCCAGUUCCGUCUCCCAUGGUACUAUCGCACAGAAAUCAAAUCUGAAGUUGCUAUCGAGGGUAACUACUGGUACACCCUUCGAACCAACGGCAUCAGCUCGCGUGCUGAGAUCUAUCUGAAUGGCAAUCGUGUUGCAGACAAGAACACUCAGGCUGGAGCAUACGGUGGCUUGGAAUACGAUGUUACUGACACCUUGCACGUUAACAAAACAAACGUCUUAUUGAUCAAAGUGUAUCCAACCGACUACAACCGCGACUUUGCACUAGGCUUCGUGGACUGGAAUCCGUAUCCGCCGGAUAAUGGAACGGGUAUUUGGAGAGAUGUCGAGUUGAAGAAAUCGGGACAGGUCGGGUUGAGUACACCACGUGUGACGACUAUGCUCAGCGGCGACAUCACGGUUUAUGUGGACGUCAAGAAUCUCGCGAAGAAUGCAUCUGCUAUCGGCGCUCUGCAAUGCUACAUGUACGACCCCGAUGGUCAGAAGAUUGGUGAGCCAGAAAUUGCAUUUGACCUCAAACCCAGAGCGCAAGAAGAGCUCAAAGUCAACGCCACGGUGCCCAACCCGCAAAGCUGGUGGCCAAAGCAAUGGGGAAACCAACCACUUUACAGUGUCCAGUGCAACGCAACAAUCCAAGGAGAAAACCAAACCUCCGAUACCACAACCACCAAAUUCGGUAUCCGCACAGUCACCUCCACCCUAAACACCAUAUACAACGACACCACCUUCUUCAUCAACGCCCAGCCCUUCCAAGUCCUCGGUGCCGGCUACACCUCCGACAUAUUCCUGCGCUUCGACGAAUCCAAACUCCGCACCCAAUUCGAAUCCACCCUCGCCAUGGGCCUCAACACAAUCCGCCUCGAAGGCAAGCAAGAACAUCCGCGUCUGUACGCACUCGCAGAUGAAAUGGGCCUCAUGCUCCUCUCCGGCUGGGAAUGCUGCGACAAAUGGGAAGGCUGGAGUUACAACGACGAGGGCUCGGGGGAGAAAUGGUCGGACGCAGACUAUACCAUUGCGAAUCUUUCCAUGCGCCAUGAAGCGGGCAUGAUGCAAGCACACCCAAGCAUCCUAGGCUUUUUGGUCGGCAGUGACUUUUGGCCUGAUGACCGCGCUACACAAAUCUAUGUUGAUGCACUCAGAGACAUGAACUGGGAUACACCUAUCCUCGCAUCGGCAUCCCAGCGCGGCGCCCCUGAUGCCCUGGGCAACGGCGGCAUGAAAAUGGACGGCCCGUACGACUGGGUGCCGCCGAAUUACUGGUAUGAUGGCGAGCAGCGACUUGGUGCGGCGGGCGGGUUUGGAUCAGAACUCGGUGCUGGGGUGGGUACACCCGAGAUCAACAGCCUGACGAAAUUCCUAUCUACCGAGGACAUGGAGGAUUUGUGGAAAGACCCGAAUAAGGGGUUAUACCACAUGAGCACCAACGUGUCGAGUUUCUACACGCGCCAGAUAUACAAUGAUGCGCUGUGGGCGCGGUAUGGGGAGCCGACGUGUUUGGCGGAUUAUUUGAUCAAGGCACAGAUGAUGGAUUAUGAAGCGACCAGGGCACAGUUCGAGGCGUAUCUGUCGAGGUGGAAUAGGGAUUCGGAACGACCAGCGACCGGCGCGAUUUAUUGGAUGUUGAAUAAUGCGUGGCCGAGCUUGCAUUGGAAUCUGUUUGACUACUACAUGCGGCCUGCGGGGGCGUAUUUUGGGAUGAAGAGCGCGGUGGGGAAGGGGAAGCAUGUUCUGUACGACUAUCAGGAGAGCGCGGUGUAUCUUGUUGAUCGUCAACUCGCCUCUGGCAACACACUCAACAGCACUGUGGAUGUCGAAGUCAUCGAUCUCUACGGCCGCAUUUUGUAUCAGAAAAGUGUUCAAGCAAAAGCGCAGCCAAACGCCGCCGUCAAGGUUGCCACGAUCGGAAGUCUGGCAAACGCAACAGACGUCAACCUUCUACGCCUGCAACUCAAGAAUGGAGACAACGUCCUGGACACGAACACGUACUGGCUCGCGCCCACACUCGACGAGAUGGAUUGGGACAACUCAACUUGGUACCAUACGCCCGUCACCACGUACUCGAACUUCACCGCGCUCGCCAAAAUGGCUAAGGCGGAUCUCAAUGUUACCUUUGACGGCAAGAAAGUUAGGCUUGUGAACAAGAGCGAUGUGCCCGCAGUGUUUGUUAGGAUGAAUUUGGUAGAUGGGGAAGGGCAGGAUGUGUUGCCGGUGAAGUGGAGUGAAAAUUACGUUACUCUUUGGCCUGGGGAGGAUAUGGAGGUGCGCGUGGAGUAUGAGGGGCAUGGAGCGAGGGUGGAAGUUGAUGGGCGGAAUAUCGCGAGGCGGACUGUUGAAAUGAGUGUGUAG